UCGCUGUUGCACUUAAAAGUUGUUGCCCAAAAACUUGAGAGAAGAGGGGAAAAAAUUAGACAAACACGAAAAAGUGCAUUUUUUUUGUCAGAGUAAGUGUGAUGAAGUUGGAAUACUUUUUUUGUCUCAAGUCAAACUUCUUCUGAGGUUUUACCGUGAGUUGAAAGUGACACGCGUUUACCAGUGAGGGGCGCAGUUGAGCAGCUGUCAUCUAGCACAGUCUCAGCCGCAGCACUGGGACCGCCGGAGCUAAGCUAAGCUAAGCUAAGUCAACCUAGCGUCAGCGUUAGCUGUGGCGAAUUAAAAGUGUCUCUCACAGAAGCCGCUACUUUUCCGGGAAGACUCGUUUCACUUCUCGUCAACAGAAGAGCCGAUGACGUCACCAUAGAAGCGAACACGAGACCUAGAGGGGAGUCACUCACCUUCACGAGGAGCAGACGACGAUGAGGGGAUGAAUGGAGUGAAAGAAGAAGCAGGAGCAGCGAUGGAUGCAGGCGUCCGGAUGCCAUCUUCACCAGAGAAAACCGCACCGCCGAAAAAACGGAGACAUCGGAUAAGACGUCGUCACCCUUGUCCAAAAUGUGACCGGGAUUUUAUCUGCAAGUCCCGGCUGGCGGACCAUGUGGCCGCACACAUGGGAGAAAAACCCCACAGCUGCCCCGUGUGUGCCAAGCGCUUCACGAAGAAGGUCAACUUGGCAGCACAUCUCCGCGUUCACACCGGCGAGAAGCCGUUCUCCUGUCCAGACUGUGGGGUCAGCUACGCCCAGCGCAGCUGCCUACGGCGUCACCGGCUGAGUCACGCCACAGAGAAGCCCCACAGCUGCUCCGUGUGUGGGCGGGGAUUCAUCCAACGGCGUUAUCUCGUACAACACGAGCGGAUACACACGGGAGAGAGGCCGUUCUCCUGCCCGCUCUGCCCCAAGCGCUUUGCCUCCAAGUCGGGUCUGACCGAGCACCAGUUCAUACACGGAGAGCAGAAGGAGUUCACGUGUGCUCUCUGUGAGAAGGUCUUCACCACGCGCUCGUCCUUCAGAGACCAUGUGAGGAUCCACACGGGGCUGAAGCCACACACCUGUUCGCUGUGCGGCAAGAGCUUCAACCGACCGGGUCUGCUGAAGAAACACCUGCAGAAACACGAGGAGGACGAGGAGACCAUCACGGCUGUAGCCGUGAGCAUAGGCGAGACGCCUCACCGCUGCCUCGUGUGCCACAAACUCUUCUCCAGCGCCGAGCGGCUGCAGCAUCACGACAAGCUCCACCAGAGGGCGCAGCAGCUCACCUGCCACAUCUGUGGCCGCGCUUUCACCAGGUCGUCGCGGCUCAAGGACCACAUCCGGACCCACACCGGAGAGAAGCCGUUUCAGUGCGACGUCUGCCAGAGGAGGUUCUCCAUGCAGGGCACGUUAAAGAGGCACCAGGAGAUUCACAGCCGGGAGCAGCUCAACGCUAACAGCAACAUCAACAGUGCUGCCACGACCCUGAACAUGCUGAUGUCGCAGGGAGACGGCGAUGAACCGCGCCGCUGUUUGGUUUGUGAGAAGACUUUCACAGACGCCACCAAACUGAGAGCACAUGUGAAAAUCCACAACAAACGGCACGCCUGCAGCCUCUGCUCCAAGACCUUCCUGAAGCCGUGGAUUCUCCGAAAACACAUGACCACCCACGUCAGGGACGGACUCAUCGCCGCCCCUGCUGACAAGGAGUUCUGGUCCAACAUGCAGACUGUGGAGGAGGUGAAGAUUAAAGAGGAGGAGGAGGAAGAGGAGGAGACGGCGCUGAUGGUGGAGGUGAAGCAGGAGGAGCGUGAGCAGGUCACAGAGGAUUCCUCUGAGGUAUUUAUGUCUGGUAACCAUGGCAACCUCAACCAGUCAGUGUUGGAGGAGAACAGCCAGGAGGGAGAGGAGGGCGGCAGCAGCGGUUUGAUCAACUCUGAUGGCGAGGAAGAGGAGUGGAGUGCAGCGGUUACAGAACCCGACGGCAGCUCGGAGUCUCAGACCGACGGCGCCGGUGAAAGUGCCGGAGACGGUAAAAGCAGGAAGAACUGCUGCCCCGUGUGUAGCCGCGAGUGCUUUAAAGCGUCGGCACUGAAGAAACACCUGAGGAUCCACUCGGGCGAGCGUCCCUUCCACUGCGCCACCUGCAGGAAGAGCUUCACGCAGCAGGGCCACCUGACGGAGCACCUGAGGAUCCACACGGGAGAGAAACCCUUCACGUGCGGCGACUGCGGCAGGAGCUUCACCUUCUCCAGCGCACUGCGACGACACCAGCGCGUCCACACGGACACGCGGCCGUAUCAGUGCUCCGUCUGCCAGAAGUCCUACAGACAGCAGAGCGUCCUCAAGAGACACGAAGAGACACACUCAGGCGUCCGCUACCAGUGUCCCAUCUGCAGCAAGAGCUUCACCCGCGCCUCCGAGCUCACCUACCACACCCACAAGCAUGCGGACGCCAACCGCUUCUACUGCGACAUCUGCAAGAAGAACCUGGGCGGGGCCAGAAGCUUCCGCAACCACAUGAAGAACCACGAGUCUAUGAGUUUGCCGCCGCCGCACCAAGAAUCACAGGACGCCACAGGAGCGUCGGCAGAAGGAGCUUCACUGAGCGUCUUUAAAGGAUGAGCUCAGUGUAAAACUUGUGAAAAGUUGAAAAGACGAAGGAAAUCGCAGGUCGUCGAAGAUGACCGCAGCCAAUCAGGUCUGCACUGAAAAGAUGCUGAGUCACCACUGGAGGCAGCAGCAGCAGUUUCAGGCUCGACAGUAGUGAGUCGUAUGUUUCCACGCUGAUACUUGGACCAGUGAACAAGUCCUGCAGGAGAACAGGGCUGCAACUAACCAUUGUUUUCAUUUCAUUAUUCAAGUAUUUCUUUGGUUCAGAACGUGGAUCAGUGUCACCCAAACCUCAAAAUGAUCUUGUUUUGUCCACAAACCAAAAUGAUUCACCUUUAAUCAUUUCUUUCUUUGUUAUAUGAGCAAAGAAUACAGAAAAUACAGUAGCAAGAUAAAGUAUUUGAACCCUUUGGAAUGAUCUAGAUUCCUGCGAAAACGGAGGUUCAUGUGAAACUGUGAUGUCUUUGCUUUUUCUUUUUUUUGAUCAAUAAAGUGAAGGAGACACAAAAAUGUGAUCGGAUUAAUAUUCAA
Solea solea (common sole) is the source of this 3139-nucleotide messenger RNA. Its product is annotated as zinc finger protein 436-like. The record is from RefSeq and is a predicted model, not a curated record. The transcript is spliced from 7 exons. Gene Ontology annotation, molecular function: DNA-binding transcription factor activity; RNA polymerase II cis-regulatory region sequence-specific DNA binding. Bases 452 to 2620 code for a protein of 722 amino acids. NCBI's taxonomy places the organism in Eukaryota, Metazoa, Chordata, Actinopteri, Pleuronectiformes, Soleidae. Gene Ontology annotation, biological process: regulation of transcription by RNA polymerase II.